AGGCAGGGGGCGGGCAGGUCCAUGACACCCCUGGGUCCCCAGCUUUGCAGGACCGCACUCCUGGCCACCAUCCUGAUGCUGCUGCUUCGGAUAAAGGGGGUGAGGCUUCAAAAAGGGGGUUCAGACCCUGCUGAGAGCAGUCAGAAAGAGAUCAUGCCUUCCACAGAUCAGGAAGAAGAACAGUUUGAAGAGCACUUCAUGGCCUCCUCAGUGGGGGAGGAGGUGUGGCAGCUGCUGGACAUGGCCCAGCAGGAGGACCAGGUGGCAGACAUGGCGGCAGUGUGGGACCACCUCUUCGACUUGGCCUUCUGCCUGAACCUGGCCAGCAUCAUGGUUUUUUUAUGA
Messenger RNA from Elephantulus edwardii (Cape elephant shrew), 345 nucleotides. RefSeq names its product chromosome unknown open reading frame, human C7orf34 (gene SOFU1). The record is from RefSeq and is a predicted model, not a curated record. Lineage: Eukaryota; Metazoa; Chordata; Mammalia; Macroscelidea; Macroscelididae. Gene Ontology annotation, biological process: fusion of sperm to egg plasma membrane involved in single fertilization. Bases 22 to 345 code for a protein of 107 amino acids. The transcript has 2 exons.